Messenger RNA from Aphidius gifuensis, 845 nucleotides. RefSeq names its product malignant T-cell-amplified sequence 1 homolog (gene MCTS1). Gene Ontology annotation, molecular function: RNA binding. The transcript is spliced from 6 exons. NCBI's taxonomy places the organism in Eukaryota, Metazoa, Arthropoda, Insecta, Hymenoptera, Braconidae. Gene Ontology annotation, biological process: formation of translation preinitiation complex. The record is from RefSeq and is a predicted model, not a curated record. Bases 224 to 772 code for a protein of 182 amino acids.
GGAAAAUGGCCCCGUGGUAUCACCGCACACAUACUUAAUUGUCAAAAUUGAUGAAUACACACAUACACUUACACACACACAUCACACACAUAACCUUUGAUUAGUUUUCAAAAGGUGUUUUCUUUUUUUAAAAACAAAUUUACAAUAAAUUUAAUAUUUUUAUUAAUUAUUGUGCCUAUUGAGCUGUGAUUUUGAUUAAUCUAAAGAUUAACUAGUUAGAAAGAUGUUUAAAAAAUUUGAUGAAAAAGAAAGUGUUUCUGGAGUUCAACAGCUAAAAUCUUCAGUUCAAAAAGGUAUUAGAUUGAGACUUUUGGAACUUUAUCCUCAUCUUGAGACACAUAUUGAUCAGAUUGUCCCAAAGAAAGAUGCUUUUCGUCUAGUCAAGUGUCAUGAUCACAUAGAAAUAAUGGUAAAUUCAGCUGGUGAUCAAUUAUUUUUUCGACAUAGAGAUGGAAAAUGGAUGCCAACAUUGAGAUUACUCCACAAAUUUCCAUUUUUUUUGCCAGUUGAACAAGUAGAUAAAGGUGCUAUUAGAUUUGUUUUGAGUGGUGCAAAUAUUAUGUGUCCAGGAUUAACAUCACCAGGUGCUAAAAUGAGUCCAGUUGAAAAAGGAACUGUUGUUGCUGUUAUGGCUGAAGGAAAACAACAUGCGCUAGCAGUUGGUCUAACAACACUUUCAACAGAUGAUAUAGCUAAAAUUAAUAAAGGAGUCGGUAUAGAAAAUUGCCAUUAUCUCAAUGAUGGUCUUUGGCAGAUGAAAAAUGUCAAGUAAUGAGGCUAAUAAAUUAAUUAUUUUUUUUUUUUUUUAAAUUUUCUCAAAUAAAAAUAAAAUAUUUAUCAUGAUG